AGCCUGUGUGGAGCGGCAGCAUCACCGGGAUACAGGACCCUCCUCCCUCCUCUCUCCUCCCGGGAAGCUGGAGGAGCAUCUUCUCCCUCUGACGUCAUGACAGCGGCAUCAGCUGUUAGCUCUGCUUUAAGCCUUUUCGCUGCCGAUCGCUGCCUGCACAAAGGAAAUAUAUGAGAUCCCCUCCAAUUCCUGAAAUGGCGACACAGGAGGUACAGCUGAGCGAGACUCUGGCCCAUCUCAAGACGGAAUCGGACACGCUGAAGGGGAAGCUGGAGGAGGAAAGAGCGAAGCUGCACGAUGUCGAGCUACACCAGGUGGCAGAGAAGGUGGAGGGACUUGGUCAGUUUGUCAUGAAGACCCGAAGAACUCUGAAGGGACACGGCAACAAAGUUCUGUGUAUGGACUGGUGCAAGGACAAGAGGAGGAUCGUCAGCUCCUCACAGGAUGGAAAAGUGAUCGUAUGGGAUGCUUUCACCACCAACAAGGAGCACGCUGUGACAAUGCCUUGCACCUGGGUGAUGGCCUGCGCCUAUGCUCCCUCUGGGUGCGCUGUAGCCUGUGGGGGCCUGGACAACAAAUGCUCUGUGUAUCCUCUGUCCCUGGACAAGAAUGAGAACUUGGCUGCGAAGAAGAAGUCAGUGGCCAUGCACACAAACUACCUGUCUGCCUGUAGCUUCACCAACUCGGACAUGCAGAUCCUGACGUCCAGCGGGGAUGGUACAUGUGCAUUAUGGGAUGUUGAGAGUGGGCAGCUGUUGCAGAGUUUCCAUGGACACGCGGCAGACGUGCUCUGUCUGGACCUGGCCCCCUCCGAGACCGGAAACACAUUUGUUUCAGGGGGUUGUGAUAAGAAGGCCAAUGUGUGGGACAUGCGUUCAGGACAGUGCAUUCAAUCCUUUGAAACUCAUGAAUCAGACAUAAAUAGUGUGCGAUACUAUCCCAGUGGAGACGCAUUUGCAUCUGGCUCAGAUGAUGCUACAUGCCGCCUGUAUGACUUAAGGGCAGACAGAGAAGUGGCUAUUUAUUCCAAGGAGAGCAUCAUAUUUGGGGUCUCCAGUGUUGAUUUCUCGCUCAGUGGCCGGCUACUGUUUGGUGGCUACAACGACUACACCAUAAAUGUUUGGGAUGUACUCAAAGGAACACGGGUGUCUAUUCUGUUUGGACACGAGAACCGUGUCAGUACACUGCGAGUUUCCCCAGAUGGGACGGCCUUCUGCACGGGCUCCUGGGACCACACCCUCCGGACCUGGGCUUAAGGAUGAAGACACAGAGGAUUAAAUGGUACACAGCCCCACUGAAGACACACCAAUGUUUCUGUUUUCUGCUAGAGUACAAUCACAGAGAGAGAGACUCCAUCUUGGUUGUACAUAGAGCAUAUUAAUAGCGUUGUAUAUACUCCAGUCUCAUGGCCAUGGCAGAUUUACAUAUUUCAGAGAGUAAUUAAACCAAAUGGCACGCUUGUAUUAGAGUAUGAGCGAAAGAAAAUUGCAAAGAAGCAGUUAUGGUUACAACUCGAGACGUAAAAUGUAUAUUGCAGAAAAUAUAAUUGGUAGUGACUAUAGCAUUAGUCUAGGAUAGAAGUGACACAAUAAAGUGAUGUAUUGUAUGUGCCCACAAUUACUUACUUAUAUUAUUUGUUUUUUGCACAAAAAAAUGGAAUGCAGUCUGUAUAUGGGACACAAGAAUGGGACACAAGGAAACAAAAUACAUCUGCAGGAGAAGCAGUGAGGGUUGUAUGAAGGCCUCAGAGCUUCACUCGAUAUUUGGCUUCUGUGUAGAUGAUCGAUGCUAGGGAGGAUGACUAGAUUGGCUCAUAGAAACGAAUCAAUAUUCAUUUGUAAUUAAAAAAUUACAUAUGAAUGAGAUUUGGCAAAGAUAUUAGGACCAAAUAUACAAAUUUGAAGUUUAUUAAAAACGGUAAUGGACGAAUUCACAUAUUAUUAACUCCACAACUUCUCCUUUCUGUACAGUAACUCAUGUGCCAAUAUUAAUUUAUUGUGAGAAAGCACAUUUUAAGGUAAAGAUGUUUUUAUUUCCAUCCCAUGUGACCUUAAAAUAUGGUCGACCUUUUCCUGCUGUUGAAGCAACUAACUGCUCAAUGUGCACAUUCAAUACCCUGAACCUGUGGUCCCCCAGUAGACAUCUAAAAAUAUACAUAUAUAUAUAUAUAUAUACCUUUUCAUGCUGUCCAAUGGCUGUAAUUUCAUAUUUACUGUAAUUAUUUUACUGUAGUUUAGUGUACAGUUAUACAAGGGACUGUUUAUCAAAAUAUUACGAAACAUAAUAAACUGAGUUUUGAAUAUCA
Molecule: messenger RNA, 2305 nt
Organism: Scophthalmus maximus (turbot)
Lineage: Eukaryota; Metazoa; Chordata; Actinopteri; Pleuronectiformes; Scophthalmidae
Gene: gnb5a
Product: guanine nucleotide binding protein (G protein), beta 5a
Exons: 11
Coding region: 171-1256 (361 amino acids)
Biological process (GO): G protein-coupled receptor signaling pathway; G protein-coupled dopamine receptor signaling pathway
Cellular component (GO): heterotrimeric G-protein complex; cytoplasm
Molecular function (GO): protein binding; signaling receptor complex adaptor activity
Source: RefSeq, a predicted model, not a curated record